AUGAAUCCAUCCUCUCCUCCAUUUGUUCAGAUCAAACCAUCCCUUAAAACGUCGGGUGAUCCUGUCCAAACACCAUCAAUUGCAAGUUCGCAAAAGCCAUCGUUCCGAGAAAAGUAUCGACUUUCCUCUCCUGCUCUAUCUCCAAUCACGGGAAACCUGGAACCCACAGGAAGAAAGCAAGAAGAAGAAGCUCUAUCAUCAACCAACCAUCUUAUUCCAAUCACUCAGCCCAAUAAUCAAAGGCCUAUCUCAUUAAAUUUAAAGGAACUGUUGAACAACAAGAAAGAUAAAUCUCAACUCAAUAGUCCCAUAAACCAAGCAUUCACUCUGGACAUUAAAGAGGUGUCCUCUAACUCACGAUCAAACAACCCUGUUGAUGUUCCACAAACAAGAAACGGUCAACCCCGGCAAGAAGAGCAAAGGGCCACCAGUCCGGUGUUGGAUAUUUCAUUUUCCGAAGAGAUAGAGAGCGAUCACGAAGAUUCUGACGAAGUUCAGGCUCAGCUUGAUCGAAUAUUAAAUAAGAGAAAAGAGAGGGAGGAGUUAAUCAAAGAAGCGUCAACAAACAAGGAAGAGGAAACUGAAGACAUUUUGGAAAUGAUAAGGGAAAGAAGAAAACAGCGAGAAAAUCUUGGUUCUUUGGACUUGGAGGUUCAUAACAUUGACGUAGGCGAACUCGAACUGUUCAACGACGACCAGCAAAAUGAUCCGGCAACUACUGCUGACGUUGACAUUAUGAAUGAAUUCCUUUCAAAAUCAAAUUUAAAUUCAAAGGAUAAUAGUUUUGCAAUAGAGAGCCCAAAACGACCACUGAUACCAAAGCUCUCCUUGUCUCCAAAUGUGGAAGAAACACAUUCUUCGUCAAAGCAAAAAGCUGAAGAAAAAGUGAUUAAUAGUGAAGCAGUGAAAGAAAAAGGCUCCACUGUUCAAGAGGAAAGAACCACCAUUUCUCAAGACCAAACCAGUCCACAAAAGGUUUUGCCACCAAACAACAAGGCAAGCGGUUUUGAGACGAUCAAUGAACUUAAAUCAGAAACUAGCAAUGGUCCAAUCUCAACGCUUCAGGGUACUCUUAACGAGUCUUCCUCUGUUGGUUUUAAUGGCAGUGUUUCUGAAUGGAGAAUUCCAGACCAGAGAUGGAAAUUAUUCAACGCACCAUCUUCUUUCAUGAAUGGUGUGUUCAACAUGGCAGAUUUGGAGCAAAAUAGUUACAUCCAUACGACUUUGCUCACUUAUGAAAAUGAACCUAUACCAGUGCCAACAGUUCAACAAAUGGCAAUGGAAAGAAAACUAGCUGGGUAUCAGGAAAAUUAUUUCUCUAACCUAAAGACAACUCCUCAGUUCGACCCUGCGAUGAAGCGUUUGAAUGAACAACCACCAGAGAACAUGCGAAUGUCAAACAAACCUUUCAAGUUCAAAAACCUUGAGGAUUUGUUUGUCAACCAGUUCGAGCUCAUAGGUGAAAAUGGGCUGAGAAGGUUUGCAUUUAGAUAUGACCUUAAUGGCAACUUUUUGAGAUGCCUUAAAACGAACCAAGCGUUUUUACCUUUUGUUUCUUUAGAAGAAGAUUGUAUCCAAAAGAUAAUUGUGGGAUGCUAUGUUUAUAAAAACACUCCAAAGGGGCAGGUUCACAAAAGAUUCGCAUAUGUGGAUCCAAAGUCAAAAGAGCUGACCUGGAGUGAUUCUGAAACAAAGAAAAAAAGUUCAUCAAAUCAACGAUCCUCAAGAAGAGUUAAACUUGUGGAUAUAGUAUCAAUCAAGGUAUUGGAAAUGACCCAUGAGCAAGCAAGAGCCAUGAAAAUAGUGGUAACACCUGAAGUCACAAAGAGAUUUUAUGGCGUUGUGAUCAUUUCAAGAACAAGAUCUGUGGAGUUUGUUCUGUACGAAACAAGAAACUUUUUCAUCUCUUUCAUUACUGGUCUGGCAUUAUGUGUCCACAAGUUAUCACAAAAUGCGUAA
Naegleria fowleri is the source of this 1959-nucleotide messenger RNA. RefSeq lists its product as uncharacterized. Gene Ontology annotation, biological process: maintenance of protein location in cell cortex. NCBI's taxonomy places the organism in Eukaryota, Heterolobosea, Eutetramitea, Acrasida, Naegleriidae. Gene Ontology annotation, cellular component: cell cortex. Gene Ontology annotation, molecular function: phospholipid binding; protein binding. The record is from RefSeq and is a predicted model, not a curated record. The coding region runs from base 1 to 1959 and encodes 652 amino acids. The transcript has a single exon.